Thamnophis sirtalis is the source of this 752-nucleotide messenger RNA. Lineage: Eukaryota; Metazoa; Chordata; Lepidosauria; Squamata; Natricidae. The record is from RefSeq and is a predicted model, not a curated record.
CAUUUUCAUGUGGAUUUCCCCCUUCGCACAAACUACAUGUAUAUCAAGAUCAAGCACACUCUGCAACAUGAAAUCUUUGCCUUUUCCAUCUGUCUCUGGCUCAAGUCAACUUCAUCUCCAGGGAUAGGCACACCUUUCUCCUACUCAGUGCCCAGCCAAGCCAAUGAAGUGGUGCUUAUUCAAUGGGGAAAUAACCCCAUGGAGUUGCUCAUCAAUGAUAAGGUUGCCACCUUGCCAUUGGCUGUUAAUGAUGCCAAAUGGCACCACAUCUGUGUGACAUGGUCCACUCGGCAUGGCAUCUGGAAAUCUUACCAGGAUGGUGUCCAAACAGGGAAUGGGGAGAAUCUGGCUCCUUGGCAUCCUGUGAAACCCGGCGGUGUUUUCAUACUAGGCCAGGAGCAGGACACCCUUGGUGGCCGCUUUGAUGCCACUCAAGCGUUCAUUGGGGAAAUGUCAGAUUUCAACAUGUGGAGCUAUAUUGUGACACCUGCUGAAAUUUACAAGAUGGCAACCUGCAGUAGCUCCAUUGGUGGUGAUCUUAUUAAUUGGACUGAAAACUCUAUAGAACUUCAUAGAGGAGUGAUCAAACUACCAUAUAAUGCCUGCCACUAAGAAUCAACCAAAGAAACAUGGACAUAACAUUCUCUGGAAGAGAAAGAUACCUAAUGGUUAAAGGCAAAGCACGGGAGGACCUCAAGAUUUAUUUCAUACAGUGGUAGAAAGGGUUGGGAAAUAAAAAUUUCCAGGUUCCU